Molecule: messenger RNA, 537 nt
Organism: Peronospora matthiolae
Lineage: Eukaryota; Oomycota; Peronosporomycetes; Peronosporales; Peronosporaceae
Source: the annotation of a GenBank genome assembly
AUGGCCGCAACCACCGAACCGACUACGAAGACACCAGGGGUGUCCCGCGAGCCACGCCUGGGCGCGGCUCGCCAGCGCGUGCGCCUACCGCACCCGCAAGUCGUCAACGAUGGACCCGCUUGCGAGAGCGGGAAGCGAGACGAUAAGAUCCUCGCCGCGCUCGCCGCACUCACCGAUCGACUGGCGAGCCUCGAGUCGUCGCAGAGAGUGCGAGACGAGGAGGAGCGCAUGCUCGGGGCCGUGGAGAGCGGACUGUUCGCCUCGAAACUCGGCGCCAACAUGCGUGACCGACCGAUGACGAUAGACGCGAUCGGAGAAGCGGAGGAGAAGGCACCGGUGUCACGUGGAUACCAGCGCGCGACUGAUCUUGGCGCGUCGCGAUUCGCAUCGCUCAGGCCACCUCGCGCGCGAGCAGCACCGCAGCUGCAGCAGCGCGCACCAGCGUCUGCGCCACCUCCGCAGGAGCAUGCAGCGCUACCUCCGCCGCAACAAUUCGCUCCGCCACAAGCCUAUGUGCGACCGGGCCUCAACGGCUAA